UGCCCUGCUCUGGCCUGCCUGAGGGCGCCGGGAGCGGCAGCGAUGAGCGGCGCGGAGGGGAAGGAGGCGGCGGCCGCGGGUGACCCCGGGCGCUCGCUGGGUCCCGGUGAUGCAUCUCCAGAUGAAGGAGUUGUAGAAGAUCUGCCUUUAAUAGAUGAGAAGGCUGUGGAGCAGCUGACUGAAGGAUUGAUUUCCCACUAUCUGCCUGAUCUUCAGCGAUCAAAAUCAGCACUGCAGGAACUUACACAGAACCAAGUGGUACUGCUAGAAACAUUAGAACAAGAAAUUUCAAAAUUCAAAGAGUGUAACUCCAUCGUUGAUAUCAAUGCUUUGUUUUCAGAAGCUAAACACUAUCACAACAAGUUAGUGAAUAUUAGAAAUGAAAUGAUGAUGCUGCAUGAGAAGACAUCAAAGUUAAAAAAAAGGGCACUUAAGCUGCAACAAAAGAGGCAGAAGGAAGAGUUGGAACGGGAGCAGCAACGUGAAAAGGAACUUGAAAGAGAGAAACAGUUAACAGCAAAACCUGCAAAGAGGACCUGAAAACAGAGCAUGCAACAACUUGUCUGAAUUAAUGAUUUCUACAUUCACUGGAAUUAAGGCAGACUUUGCUUAAAUUGGGCUACAGCUGUUGCUAGCAACAGUCUACUCUGUGGUAUUAUAAAUUCCAGAAUGGUAAUAAUAGAGUUGGUAACAUUCACAUUUUUUAAUUUCAGCCAUUCAAGUUGCCUUCUUUUGUAAUGCUAUGCAGUUUGAUAUUAUAAUGUAAGUUAAUUUUUAUAUAUAUGUAUAUAGGAGAACUAGGCAUCACAGUUUUAAGUAUCUAUCCAUUUUAGUUAUCGUCUGUGCUUUUGGUGUUCAGAAUUCUGAGAGAUUUGAUGGCUGGCACAUGUUUUUCAGACAAAAUGCAGAGAACUUUUUAAAGUUCAGUUGUCACUCCAGACUUUAGCAGCUGCAUUUUCACUGAAACUGCUUUGUUUCAUGCAGUUGGGAUCUGUCUUUGAUCAUAAAUAGUGAUUUCUUGUGCAGCCUCAGUUUGAUUCAUCUCUAAAGAACUGAAGAAAAUAGCAGUGUAUUUUCUUAAAAGUUCACUUCAUUGCAGAAAUCUUUUUUUUUUUUUUCUUUUUUUUUGUCAUCAAGUAACUUAAGAACAGCUUUAAGGUAACUUCUGAAUAAGUUCCUAAGUUCCCAGCUGAAAUGAUUGGCAGGGGAGAAGCAGAACACUAAAGAUUGUCAUAAUUGAUGUGUGCACUAUGCAAAGAUUUAUGAAUUUGUGCUUUCACAAACAUUUAAGUCAAACCAGGAAACUUUUGCUUCUCUAAUGGUUUAUUAGGAAGACUUGUGUGGUCUAAGCAUAUUUUUGUGGGAUUAGAAGUUGUAAUUUCUUUAUCUUGUGUGACAAAAUAAAACAUAAACAAAACUAAA
Messenger RNA from Melospiza melodia melodia, 1422 nucleotides. RefSeq names its product biogenesis of lysosomal organelles complex 1 subunit 6 (gene BLOC1S6). The record is from RefSeq and is a predicted model, not a curated record. Gene Ontology annotation, cellular component: BLOC-1 complex; transport vesicle. Gene Ontology annotation, biological process: intracellular transport. The transcript is spliced from 5 exons. Bases 43 to 540 code for a protein of 165 amino acids. Lineage: Eukaryota; Metazoa; Chordata; Aves; Passeriformes; Passerellidae.